Molecule: messenger RNA, 990 nt
Organism: Alternaria arbusti
Lineage: Eukaryota; Fungi; Ascomycota; Dothideomycetes; Pleosporales; Pleosporaceae
Exons: 5
Coding region: 1-990 (329 amino acids)
Source: RefSeq, a predicted model, not a curated record
AUGACCGGGGAUACAUUUACCGAUGAGAAGACACCUCAAUCGCCAGUAUCUCCAACGGGUACCGACACAACCCUAAGAGGUGACGCCUACAUCGAAGUAGCGGACGAGAAUAGCGACUGCCACCCUACUGUGUUGGCCCCAAUGCCAACGACCUCAAAUGAUGUCGACGUUGACAUUGAAAGUGCACAGCCUUCAUUCCAAGCUAGCGACACAAAUUUUGCAUUAUAUCGUAGUUUCAGCUACCUGCACUCACGUGUGCUGCUUGAUUUGCAGGAUGAGAUCACCUGUUUAGAAAGAGAACUCGAUGAGAUCGACUGCGAAGAUGCGUUUGAGAAUCCGACUCGUCUGAAAUCAAGAGACUACGACAUCCAGCAGCCUAUCGGUGAAGGAGCUGAUCGCAGCCGUCGAGUCAUACUUCGCGAGAUCAAGGCUAAACUGAUCGAAUACGAUGAGGUGCUCAUAAAGGCAAGAGAACUCCAGUCUUUCCAAAAGCCAUCAGAUCGCAACUAUCGCAGUGUGCGACGCUAUUGCUUCAAGAAGAAGCCGCUAAUGGAUGACGUACUGGACUCCAUCCGAACAAAGGAAGACAUAGUCACCAUUCACAACGGUCGUGAGUGGGCGAGCUUCGAUGGUGGCGUAGAGACGAUGAUAGGGCAAACAGACCGCUUUCUUAAGAAGGUCUUCAACACAGAGAAACCCCCACUACAGAAAUACUUCCGAACCCCAGAAGCGCAAAAGAAGACCAGUGAUUCCGACAUCUCCUACUACAGCAGCUCUCGCGUCGACAAACUGGUCAACAUCCUCAUCACCUUCAUCAUAUUCUGUCUCCUCGUGGUACCAGUCAUCACCAUGUACCAGUUGACGAACACUGCUGCCCAUAUUGAGACCGACCCAUCAGGCAAGACUUCCGCCCAGAGUCAAGUGGACAUUAACAAGCGAGAUACAUUCAACGCAGUUGGUGUGCUCAUAGCGACGACUAUCGCCCAGUGA